GGGAGCUUAGCUGGAUGUGUCAGAGCUCAAAGCCCAGAUAAUUAUAGCCUACCUCCCCGGCUGCUGUGAAUGGCCAUUUGAGUUGCAGCUGGGUGUUUUGCAUGGAUAAACGUGGGCACUUUUGUCUCCAUUGAUUGCCCGUUGAAAUACACAGAAUGUUGUAGGGAUUAGGCCACUGCGGUCGCACAGGCACGAGGCAGUCACCGCUGUUGUCACCCGCGCUGCCUUGUAAGCGUUUCAAUUCAGACCCGUCCGCACGUAUCCGAGAAGAAGGCUUCCAUAAUCUGUCCGAAACGCACACUGCUGCUGCAGCGGCAAAACAACAACAACAACAAGAGACGGACGGGAAAUCGUUACAGCAAACAACAGCUCGCAUUCAGAUACGCUUCACAUUCGCGUCAGGCGGUGGAGAGCUGGCGCGGGGCGGGAGCUGUCAGUCACCGCACGCCUCUCUGUGAAUUGAUCGAGUUGAACAGCUGAGGACUCGGUCGUUCGACGGGAGGGAGAGACCAGGAGCAUCGCGGCGCAACGCUACCGCUUCGGAUUGCUCCUGCAAGCCAGUCCGGAGAGAGUGGGGGUGUAAACGGAUCCACUGCGAAGGCAUUAAGUGCUGCUCGGAUUAUUGUUUUCAUUAUAAUCUACGCAGGGGGUGCAAAACCAGUGAGCGUGAAACAAAGCGACCGAACCCCCCCUAGACAAUAGACUGGGCAUACAGCUGUCCGAGCGCCCAGUUACUAGGCGAGCUCCUCAAAAGCCGAGGAGACGAGCGGGGGUGACAACCGCCUCCGGGAAUCUAUUUUUGGGGACGAAGAAGGAGACGCCAGUCAGAGAGAAGAGCAGAAAGAGGGGUGGACAUUAGCUGCAUCCUAAAUUCUGUCAUGUUUUCGCUCUCUUCGGAAAGGGAUUAACAUAUUGCGGGUUAUGCAGAGCACCGAAUUGACACAUGCGGUCCAUCGGGACAUAGGUAGUGGGGGCCAGUGAAUCUCGAUUCCGGCUGUCUUUCCGUCUUCGGCGUCCCAACAUAAUAGCUUCAACCGGAGCACACAUAAAGCAAUUUUGUGGACAUCUGGAUCGCAACACCAUCGUCAUUUCUUUUAUUUGUUUAAGUAAUUCUUUAUUAUUCAUGACAAAACGGGGUUCCUUGUUAAAUGCAGCAUUGAACAAAGGAUUUGGGAGAAAGACAACGCGAACAAUAACCCCUGUUCUACCGUCCUAAAUAAGUCCCCUCUCUUGCUCUUUGGAGCGCUCACCCAGGAAGGGGUAUUGCCUGCUUCGGGCGUACCGUAGAACCCUGAACUCCAAUUUGGCUGGGGCUCCGUGCAGCGUAAACGCCAGCCGUGUGCGGAGAGUGCAAUUGCAAACUCAUCACCUGGGGCUGAGUCCGAAAUGUGACAUUUUUCUCUCCAAAACACGUGUCACGUGCGUCCAGCAAUCGAGGAUUUGUUUACAUCUCAAGUCAGUGAUGGCAGUGUUCCCUUUGCUCAUCUCGCUGCUCCCCCUGGUGGCGGGUGUGUCAGCGGCGGAGGAAGAGGCGGAGGAGGCGGUGCCGUUCGGCUGCGGCGCCUUGGGCCUGCAGCGGCCCUACACCAAGCUGUGCGACCUGGAGGCGGUGUGGGGCGUGGUGGUGGUGGCGGCUGCGGGCGGUGGCGUGCUGGCGGCCCUGCUGCUGGGCCUGACACUGCUCUGCCGUCUGCGCUCCGUCACCGAGGCGGAGAAGCGCAGCGGCGUGGGCCCGCUGCUGCUGCUGCUGCUGGGCGUGGCCGGCCUCUUCGGCCUCAGCUUCGCCUACCUGGUGGAGCGGGACGAGCGGCUUUGCGUGGUGCGCCGCGCCCUCUGGGGGGUGCUGUUCGCCCUCUGCUUCUCCUGCCUGCUGGCUCAGGGCUGGCGGCUGCGCGGGCUGGCGCGGCGGGGCCGGGGCCCCCGCGGGUGCGCCCUGGUGGGGCUGGGGCUGGCGCUCACCCUGGUGCAGGGCAUCGUGGCGGCCGAGUGGCUGCUGCUGACCGUGCUGCGCCUGGGCCAGCCGGCCUGCCAGUUCCAGCCGCUGGACUUCGCCCUGGCCUGCAGCUACGUGCUGGUGCUGCUGCUGGCGGCCCUGGCGGCCUCCGCCCUGGCGCUCUGUGGGAAGGAGAGGCAGUGGCGCUGUAACGGGGUGUGGCUGCUGCUCUCCUGCCUGGCCUCCGUCCUGCUGUGGGCCGCGUGGCUGGGCUUCUAUCUCUACGGCAACGAGGUGCUGGGCCGCUCUCCGGACUGGGACGAGCCGGCGCUGGCGGUGGCGCUGGUGGCUCAGGGCUGGCUGCUGCUGCUCUUCCACGCCAUCCCCGAGGCCCACUCCUGCCUGCAGCCCCCACCCCAGCCCUCCGCCCCCGACUACUUCGACACCUCGCAGGCCCCGCCCCGCAUGAGGGAGACCAGCUUCGACGAGGACGUCCCCCUCUCGCACCGGCAGUUCGUGGAGAACCAGGCCUUCGCCUUUGACGAGCAGAGCGCAGGGCUGCGGGCGGGGGGGAAUGGGAACAGCAGCACAGGCCCUCGUCCCAGUGCCCCUUUCCGCAGCAACGUGUACCAGCCCACUGAGAUGACCAUGAUCCUGAACGGGGGCGCGGUCCCCUCCGCACCCCCCACCUACACGGGGAGGCAGCUGUGGUGAGGGAGAGGUGAGAAGAGGAGGAGAGGUGCCUGUCUC
Messenger RNA from Megalops cyprinoides (Indo-Pacific tarpon), 2683 nucleotides. It is a transcript of the gene gprc5ba, whose product is annotated as G protein-coupled receptor, class C, group 5, member Ba. Lineage: Eukaryota; Metazoa; Chordata; Actinopteri; Elopiformes; Megalopidae. The record is from RefSeq and is a predicted model, not a curated record. Gene Ontology annotation, biological process: G protein-coupled receptor signaling pathway. Gene Ontology annotation, cellular component: intracellular membrane-bounded organelle; extracellular exosome; signaling receptor complex. The transcript has 4 exons. Gene Ontology annotation, molecular function: protein kinase activator activity; G protein-coupled receptor activity; protein kinase binding. Bases 1463 to 2647 code for a protein of 394 amino acids.